Exophiala bonariae is the source of this 1101-nucleotide messenger RNA. RefSeq lists its product as uncharacterized. The record is from RefSeq and is a predicted model, not a curated record. Gene Ontology annotation, biological process: biosynthetic process. NCBI's taxonomy places the organism in Eukaryota, Fungi, Ascomycota, Eurotiomycetes, Chaetothyriales, Herpotrichiellaceae. Gene Ontology annotation, molecular function: pyridoxal phosphate binding. The coding region runs from base 1 to 1101 and encodes 366 amino acids. The transcript has a single exon.
AUGAAGUACGUGCGCAUGCCUAUCGAGAUCGAGUCCCCAGAGGAGUAUGGUUAUGAUAAGAUCAAAAACAAUUUAUCAGAGAGCUCGAUUGCCGACCAGACUUUAAGAACUUUAGGGUUGCAGAUUCCGACCGACAUUGUUCUCUUGUACAAUGAGCAUCGAGGAAGUACCAGACUUCGUGAACUAAUUGUCGCAGACUCUGGGCUUUCCAAAGAUGAUGUCCUGAUUACUUCCGGCGCAGCUGGUGCUCUCUUCAUCAUUUCAACCUCGCAACUCACUAGAGACGACCAUCUGGUGGUCGUGCGCCCAAACUACGCCACCAACAUUGAAACGCCCAAGGCCAUUGGCUGCGAAAUCACUUAUGUAGACCUCUCCUUCGAACUCGGUUUCACGAUCGAUCUUUCCUUCAUCGAGAGCGUCAUCAAGGCUGGCACUAAGAUUGUGUCCGUAACUUGCCCACACAAUCCCACUGGUGCAGUCAUGUCUCGAGACACCCUGAACAGCCUUGUUGCACUCACAAAAGCCAGAGGUUGUCUGCUAUUAGUCGACGAAACCUACAGAGACAUUCAUUACGGAGAGCAAUUACCCAUAGCAGCUCAGUUAGGUGAUCAUGUCAUCAGCGUUGCCUCCUUGUCUAAAUCUUAUGGUAUUCCUGGUAUUCGCUGUGGCUGGGUUAUCACUCAGAACAAGGACUUGCAGGAACAAUUCCUUGCGGCGAAGGAACAAAUCAACAUCUCUGGAAGUGUUAUUGACGAGUGGAUUGCCGAGCAGGUCCUCGAGAAGCGCGAAAUCAUUCUAGGUCAAACUAUCCAGGAGAUGAAAAUCCGACUUGACAUGGUAGCCACCUGGAUUGGAAAAGAAGACCUUCUUGAAUGGGUCCGACCCGUUGGGGGAGUUGUUUGUUUCCCAAAGAUGAGGACGGAGCCUCCUGGAGGAACGGCAAAAUUUUAUGAGCGGCUGCUGCUUCAGCAUGCUACUUAUGUCGGUCCAGGUCACUGGUUUGAAAUGCCAGAUAUGUUCUUUCGAUUAGGCUUCGGUUGGCCGAGCCGUGAACAGCUCAAGGCUGGCAUGGAUGCCAUCUCUCGCGCUUUGAGAGCUUGA